AUGAGAAGAAGGCCCGGGAUCCAGGGCCUGCAGCGUACCGUUCAGGCCAGGGAUCAGUACAAGGAACUAGGAAAGAAUGUUGCAGAAACAAAAUUGGAGCAGAUGCGGGCACAGAUGGCAUCCUUCAAGGAGCAUCUGGAGGAGUUUGCAUUGAAGCAUAGGGACGACAUCAGGAAAGACCCUGUCUUCAGGGCACAGUUUCACGCCAUGUGCGCCAACAUUGGGGUUGACCCUCUCGCCUCCAACAAGGGAGUCUGGGCGCAAGUACUGGGCUUCGGAGACUUCUACUAUGAGCUCGGCGUGCAGAUUGUGGAGGCCUGCCUGGCCUCAAGAUCACUCAACGGUGGCCUCAUGGACAUGCAGUCCCUCAUGCGAUAUGUGGCAAGGCGGCGGGGCUCCAAGGCGGACCCAGUGACAGAGGACGACGUGCUGCGGGCCAUCGACAAGCUGCAGGUGCUGGGCGGUGGCUUUGGCGUGGUCAAGGUGGGAGAUCGGCGGCUGGUGCGCUCGGUGCCCGGCGAACUCAACACCGACAAGAACCAGGCGUUGCUGCUCGCGCAGGGGCGCGGCCACAUCACCAAGCGCCAGCUCACUGAGGCCUACAAGUGGGAGGAGGCCAGAGUGGUGGAGACGCUCUGGAGCCUGCUGAAGGAGGGCAUUGCCAUGGCGGAUGACCAGGGCCCGGAUGGCCAGCGGCUGUACUGGUUCCCAUGCCUGGAAUCAUCCGGCAGUGUGCAGAUUGACAUGCCUGGCUGA
Molecule: messenger RNA, 756 nt
Organism: Coccomyxa subellipsoidea C-169
Lineage: Eukaryota; Viridiplantae; Chlorophyta; Trebouxiophyceae; Coccomyxaceae
Product: EAP30-domain-containing protein
Exons: 5
Coding region: 1-756 (251 amino acids)
Biological process (GO): protein transport to vacuole involved in ubiquitin-dependent protein catabolic process via the multivesicular body sorting pathway
Cellular component (GO): ESCRT II complex
Source: RefSeq, a predicted model, not a curated record